Alternaria ventricosa is the source of this 1293-nucleotide messenger RNA. RefSeq names its product Pkinase-domain-containing protein (gene HAL4). The transcript is spliced from 2 exons. Gene Ontology annotation, biological process: intracellular signal transduction; protein phosphorylation; intracellular monoatomic cation homeostasis. The record is from RefSeq and is a predicted model, not a curated record. Bases 1 to 1293 code for a protein of 430 amino acids. Lineage: Eukaryota; Fungi; Ascomycota; Dothideomycetes; Pleosporales; Pleosporaceae. Gene Ontology annotation, molecular function: ATP binding; protein serine/threonine kinase activity.
AUGACCAUGAUGGGCAUCAAGACCGCCCACAUGGACAAGAACGGCGACGUCAAGGCCACCAACGGCACCUCGCCCAACGGCCGCCCCCAGCCUGUGCGCCAGGGCUCCGUCACGAGGAAGGAGGGGCCCGGCGCGCCCUACAAGCGGUUCUGGCUCAACGACGACGGCUCCCACGAGCACGUCCUCAAGGUCGCCAAGCGCCAGGAGAAGCUAUCCGACAUGUUCCAGAGUCUCAUGCUCGGCAAGAAGAAGGGCGACAAUGCCGAGGACCAGCCGCUCAGUCUCAUGUCAAAUUGGGUCGACGUCAUGCGCAACGAGAAGGAGAAGCUCGCCGAGCAGAAGAACGCCGUCAACGCCCUCCCGCAGACACUGGUCCAGAAGUACGGCAAGUGCCAGGAGGUCGUUGGGCGCGGUGCCUUUGGUAUCGUCCGCGUCGCACACAAGCAGGACCCCAAGGACUCGAAACGAGAGCAGCUCUAUGCCGUCAAGGAGUUCAAGCAAAGACCCGGCGAGUCGGCCAAGCGGUACCAGAAGCGCCUCACAUCCGAAUUCUGCAUAUCCUCUUCGAUGCAACAUCCCAACGUCAUUACCACGCUCGACCUGCUCCAGGACGAAAAGGGCACAUACUGCGAAGUUAUGGAAUACUGCUCUGGGGGUGAUCUGUACACGCUCGUCCUCGCAGCUGGCCAGCUCGAGGUGGCCGAGGCAGACUGCUUCUUCAAGCAGCUGAUGCGCGGUGUAGAGUACAUGCACGAGAUGGGAGUUGCACAUCGGGACCUGAAGCCCGAGAACCUGCUCCUCACCACCCACGGGUCGAUCAAAAUCACAGACUUUGGCAACGGCGAGUGCUUCCGCAUGGCCUGGGAGAAGGAGGCACACAUGACAGCCGGUCUCUGCGGCUCAGCCCCCUACAUUGCGCCUGAAGAGUACGUGGACAAGGAGUUCGACCCCCGUGCCGUCGAUGUGUGGGCUUGCGGCAUCAUCUACAUGGCCAUGAGGACCGGGCGCCACCUCUGGCGUGUGGCUCAAAAAGGCGAAGACGAGUUCUUCGACCGCUACCUCGAGGACCGGAAAGAGGAGGAGGGUUAUCGACCCAUUGAGGUAUUGCGAAGAGUGAGUCUUAGCCUAGAUCAUUUUUGGAAUUUUGCUAACAACCCCCAGCGACAAUGUCGUAACGUCAUCUACUCAAUCCUCGAUCCUAUACCUGCCCGCCGCCUGACUGCGCACCAAGUGCUCGCUUCUGAAUGGGUCUCCGAGGCCAAGGUCUGCCGUGCAGGCAACGAAGGCUUCUAG